Amphimedon queenslandica is the source of this 467-nucleotide messenger RNA. RefSeq names its product probable DNA helicase MCM9. Gene Ontology annotation, biological process: double-strand break repair via homologous recombination. The record is from RefSeq and is a predicted model, not a curated record. The annotation marks the transcript as partial. Gene Ontology annotation, molecular function: single-stranded DNA binding; ATP binding; single-stranded DNA helicase activity. NCBI's taxonomy places the organism in Eukaryota, Metazoa, Porifera, Demospongiae, Haplosclerida, Niphatidae. The transcript is spliced from 6 exons. Gene Ontology annotation, cellular component: MCM complex; nucleus.
AUGACUAUCAAGAGAUACACAGUAAGAAUGCAGGAACAUGUACAAAAGCUUGGGAUUGGAUAUAUUCCAAGGUUUGUCUGGGUUGUGUUAGAGAGGGAUCUUGUGGAUUCUUGUAAAGCUGGAAAUGAUGUUAUUGUUACUGGUAUUUACGUGUUUGUUGGAAGUGGUUAUAUACAUGCAAAUCACAUUGUACUGAAGACAUCUAGUCAAGACAAGAAUGACAUCACUGAUGAAAUAAAAUCGUUUUUUGAUGCCUUUUGGUGUAGUUAUAAGGACAAUCCAUUGGAAGGUCAUAAUGUAAUUAUUGCUAGUUUCUGUCCUCAAGUAUUUGGACUAUAUGUAGUUAAGCUUUGUAUAUGCUUAGCUCUCGUUGGAGGGGUCCAGUAUGUUUAUGAGUCUGGCACUCGUGUUAGAGGUGACUGUCACUUACUACUAGUGGGAGAUCCAGGUAUAAUAUACUGGGAAUU